GACUUUACGUGCCACAAAUUACGUAAGACCCCACAUCAGACCUUCAGGUUUAGGUACCUAAACUGCUAAAGUACCAUCAACCCCACUUUCUACUAGACGCGUCUAGGGCCUUACAAACAACGCGUUGGAUCCGCCAAUACUUCUUAUGAUGUUAUUUAUGCAAGGCUGAGAUAUAGCACAAGGAGUUGGCGACGUUCUCGUCGAUUUAUCCUAAUGAACAUAUGUACCUAACCUAGGUAAUAACCGGAUCUUAGGAAAUAAUUGAGUACCUAGAUCUACCUAAGUAACCAUGUCAGGAUAUCAAGAAGACGAUACAAUCCACGGCACAGAAGACAUACGCGAUGCCCUUACGGACGUGGUUGAGGCAUCUAAACUAACGGCAAAGCAACGUGGAAGCAAUGUAAAGCCGGCCGUAGAGAAGUUAGCCUCGUUGUCGUACGAGCAAGGCCUCCUUCCAGAUGAUUUGAGCCAACUUAUAGAUUUGGUUACCACCCCGAAUUUCCUUGAUCAAGCAAGCCUCGGAAAUCUCAUCAGGAACUUGUAUCCGGUAGAGACAGUGAGCAUCGAGGUUGUUGUCAAGAUUAUUGGUUCUCUUGGGCAUGGAAAACUGAAACCAUCUCUAAAUAUUCAAGGGGCACUCCUAAGAUGGCUUGUUAUGGUUCAUCACAUUAUAGAAAACCAGGCCAUAUUAUCGCGAUCCUACUCCGUUCUAUUCAACCUCCUAGACACUGCCGCAAUUAGGAAACAGCUAUGUCAUCUACUAGCUCUUAUUACUCGGCGCCGGCAUGUGCGGCCCUAUCGAAUCCAAAGCCUUUUAUCCUUGUCCAGGCAAACGGGAAAUGAUCCUGCAGUAACCGGCCUACUCCGAGUGUAUAAAGACUAUUACCCAGAGAUUAUUGUAGGAGAAGCGACUCGUGCCAAGGCAUCGGCUUUCAAGCACCCAGGCCCGCAGUGGCGUGAGAGGCUUGAUGAAAUCCAACAAGCACACGCAGAACGAAGCGCAAUUAGGGCAGAACAUCCGCUAAACGCAUUUAGAGUUGCUCGAAGUCGAGCCAACGGCAAGGGUUCCAGCCUAUUCCCGGAGGUGCAUACGUCAAACGCGACGGAGAACUCCGUCACUCUCGAGGAGAUUGAAAACGUAGACGGCUUCGUGAAAAACCUGGAAAGGAUUGAAUUACCAAACCAGUUGAUAGCGGUCUUGGGAGAUCCAUUACUACAGAAGCUGCUCGUUUUGAAGCCCGAUACUGAAGCUCAUCAGAGAGUGAGCAGCUGGUUGGCUUCGUAUGGACAAGACCUCAUUAGUGGAGAAUCCAACAUGGAUCCCACCGAUGGCUUGGAAAUAUUAAACAACUAUGUGUCCAGUACAAAGAACUUCCCUCCUAUAUUUUUCGCGUUCUUCACUGAGUAUCUCAAAAUAUGGAAUGGCCGUGAUGGACGAAACUUGAUCAUGACUAUACUAUCAUAUAUGCCAUUGAUUGAUUUUCAAGAACUCUCCGCUAGAAUUCUCCAGGCACUCGAGAAUAAGAUACUCGACGACACUACAGUUUCCCAGAUACAAUUGCUCGAGUUCUAUACGAUGCUACUACAGCGUUGGGCAGUUUCCUUAGCAUCACUUGAGCAGAAGUCGGCGAACACAUCGACCAUCAUUGCUGAGCUAGUGACUCAUCUAAAUAGCCUAUGUCUCACUCUGAUUCAGACUUCACCCACCAGUUCUACUCACUCAAGGAUCGUAGAUUUCUAUGAGCAGACCGCAAUUCUAGCUUCGGAUCCAAAACUACACCCUCAUACUCGGAUUAUGAUACCGCCCUCUCCGUUGGUAUACAUCCUGCACUUUAGCUUCUGUCCGAACAUUCUUUCUAGACUCUGUUCCAUAUUGUCGAAAUACAAGGCAGGGUUUCAGAAAGCUAUGUCAACAUCUCGCUCCGAAUACAGCCCCGAGUACAUCAACGAGUUCAAUGGCUUUCUGAUGGAUAUCUGCAAUUGCAUAUGGCGGUCGCGGGCCUUCAACAGUAACGAUAUGAAUUCUCAUGGCUGCCUGGUACCUAAACACUUCGUCGAGAACCUCACGGCAUAUAUCAAUAGUCUCGAGAUGGGCGCACCGCUCUCGGCAUUAUUUUCCCUUUCGUAUUCGCCGGUUCUAGGUCUUUCGGCAAUCUCGUACUUCCGGGAGUUAGAAGACGAAGCACUAGCGCGAGGUCUCACCGAGCUUAGUAUUAGGCAUGCAGGACCAAUAACUCGAGCCAGCCUUAGUUCUCUAGCAAACGGUGGCGGCUUGAGAGCAGGCUGGGAUGACUAUCGCCUUGGCGUGCUAAGUUAUCUUGAAGGAAAGGGUAUGGCUGGUGUUGGGGAGUUGAUGUAUAACACUAUGACAAACGUCAUGAAAAGGAGGUCAUUAAUGUCGAUGACGAAUGCCGCAUAGGAAGAGAUAUGACAAGACUUUGCUAGAAGAUUAGUUCAAAGUCGUCCAAGCUAGAUCUUCCCAUUCUUCAAUUACUAGUCUUUUCUCGUAUCUAGUGUAGCACAUAAUGAAACCCCUGAUAAGUAAAUCGAUAGUGAUCAUGAAAGCACCAUACCUCAUCUAUUUUAAUCCACCGCCCUAGUCUUAUACUAGGUCUAUCCUGUUGAAAGGGUAUCAAAUAGCUCGCUGUCCUGUACCAGCAAAGA
Daldinia caldariorum is the source of this 2664-nucleotide messenger RNA. Its product is annotated as Mis6-domain-containing protein. The coding region runs from base 290 to 2419 and encodes 709 amino acids. The transcript is spliced from 8 exons. The record is from RefSeq and is a predicted model, not a curated record. Gene Ontology annotation, cellular component: cytosol; kinetochore; nuclear body. Lineage: Eukaryota; Fungi; Ascomycota; Sordariomycetes; Xylariales; Hypoxylaceae.